UUCACACUUCUUAUGGAACACUCGCCUUAUACCUUUAUUAGAGAGAUGCUCAGCUUGCAGCCCUCCAGCUGCUGGUGGACUACAACUCCCAGCAUGCCAGCAAGCCCAGAGGGAGAAGAGUUGUAGUUUAGCAGUAGCUGAAGGACUACAAUGUAAACAUCAGUCCUUUAUAUCAUUUAUUUUUUAAUUUUUUUGCAUUCUAACCCACAUGUAGAAUUGCCUUGGAUCUUUUAACCUAAGAAGUUCUGCAGCAGAUUCUUUGUUUAGGGCAAACGAUCUCUCUGUGGUCCAGAAGAAAGGCUUUAGGGUCAGCCUGAAUCUCUCCUACCUUUUGUCCAGUUGAAUAUAUUUCAUUUUGCACUAGUCACUUUCUCACUGACAAAAGGGGUGUGGACAUGUUGAGGCAGAUUCAUCCUGCUUAUGUUCCCUUUGUGCAUUUAUUUAAGUUAUUUUACCCAUUUUCUCUUUGAAACCCCCAGGCAUCCCAUUGUCCUUUCAUUUAUUUUCAGCCAGUUAUUUUGUGACUUUAUUGCAGCUGCAAUUUUUUUUUUUUUUUAAUUUAUUCAUUUUCUCGCCAGAUCUUUUUUUUUUUUUUUUUCUUAGACUAAAUUUGUUAUAAUAGCAACUGUUUUGAUCUGACUUUUGUAUUCCUUAUUAAUUAUUAUUUGGACAAUACAAUUCAUUGUUUAAUAUUUUAUUUAAUUUUUUUUCCAGCAAAGUUUCGGGUGUCCUUUUACUUUUUGAGUAUACCUGCACAAGAUGCUGGUACUUUGUUUCAGUUAAUAUUCCUUCCCUAAAGCCAACUUUAUGCAGACAUUCUGGAUUUGAACCUUCCUGCCCCUCCUCCUGCUGCUUCACUUACCUCAUCCCCAUAGCAAUUGCUAAGGUUCCAUCACCUGUCAGUGGCCACAUUAGGUAUUACUUCUGUGCCUUCAUUUCUUUGUCCUCUGUGGCAUUUCUUACUUAUUUAACCAUAUCAUUUAUUUUCUAAUGCGUCCGUCAGUCUGUCUUUGUUAUAUGGCCUAUACAUGGUGUCUAUUUGACGUUUACAGCUUAGUCUUUGUCUUGUGAUUCCUAUAUAGCAAGUCUUGCUUGGCUAAACAAGUAAUGUUUAGAAUUAAUCCAUUUCCAUAGAUGUUUGGAGGCAUAAACCUAUAUUUUUUUGUUUUAGAUUAUCUAUUUUAUAUGCCUAAAUGGAAAGCACAAAACAAAAUGUGAAGACACAGAUGAACCUCCUGCCAUUGUAUUACUUUUUUAUUGUUUAAAGAUCUUGCAGUCAAAGUGCAUAAAUCCUUACCCAAAAUAAUUUUCCCCACUGCACGAAGAGAUAUGAAAUAAUAGUUCAGGCGUCAAACCAUUUGUAUAAUCAAAGUGGCUACUAAUAAUAUAUUGAUGGCAGAAUGAUGCAAUGGUACAGUGGUUGGUUUAGCCAGUAACAUAUUACUUUAGAAGCCCGGGGCAGAUUACUGUGUUGCUGAAGAGCUCUGUAGGAUGCAGGUGGGGGUGAGGAGUACACAGGCCUUGUUGAAUUUGGCACUAAGUCUAGCGGAACUGGAUGUUAGUCUCUAUAGACAAAGUAAGGCAAGAACCAAAACAUUUUUCCCUCCUCCGCUUUCAUUGUUUAACAAACUUUCAAGAAAUAUGGCUUAUUUAGAAUUGACUGAGUUUGGCACGUAGUUAGACCCAUAUUAUUUAAAAAAGACUAGAGCCAACCAAGUUUCAAAUCCUUUAGUGUGCUCAAAGAAAUGAUUAGUCAAGAGGUUCAUAGAUUUUUUUUUUUUUUUAUGCAAAUAAAUUGUACAUUUUGUUUUUCACUCCUUUCUUUAACUCAUAAUGUACCCCAAACCUUUGUCUCCGUUUCCUUUCCCUGAAUAAAACUGGUGCCAUUACAUCUUAGCAUUAAGGCACUAUUGCCAAUUUCUAAAUCAUCUUGCAAAAUAAUAGUCGAUCAAAUAUAGUUUUGGUAUCUGUGGUGCCUUUUGCUGCUUCUGUUCAUUGUCUGUUUUUGGCUACGUCAUCUUGGCAAAACCUUAACCCUGUCGCUGCCAGAGCGCUCUGCAAUGCAGUAAGGAUGUUGAAGCAUCUAAAAAGGGGUUAAUGCGCUUUAGGUUUUGGGGGCUCUGCCUAGCCUUAUAUUGCUGAGUACUGUGCACCUUGUUAGUUUUAGUAGCAUAUUUAUUCUUUUCGUUUGCAGUUUACCUCCGAUAUGCACAAUACCGUCAUGCCGAUUCCUGAAAUAUUAUGUUAUGUUAAUGCUCUUAAUGUAUUUUGAUUUUGUGUAUAUAAGCAAUGAAAUUAAUAGUCAAAUGUUUGAUGUAUAUGGGUUUGUAUCCAUGAUUUCACUUUGCCUCAGAAUAUUGCUAAGUUGGUUUUGUCCCCCAUCUUUUUUUAUUUUUCUUUGUAGUAAAAGUUUUUUAAGUUGGAAACAUAAUGUUCAAAUUUGCCGUGUAAAUCUCUGGAUAGCCAAAAGCAGAGCGGGCUUUGUAGGAAAGUCUGUAUAUCCUCUACAUUUUGUCCAGAAGGGGCAUCGUAACCUAUUUUGUGCCUUCUCUGCUGCAGAUGAGCUUUUUGUGUUAACUUUAAGAUUCUCUUAGCUUAAAUAACCAAUGAAUUUCACUGCUUGUUAUCUUGCAUUUAAUUAAACAUGUCUAUGCGAUGUUGUUAUUAUAUGUUUGUACUAAUUCCCUUUAAUUUUUUUUUACCCCCCCCCCCCCCAAAAUGUCAGGUAUUCUUGUUUUGUUGUAACUUUCAUUCUAAUAAUUUUCAUCCGUAUUUCUUGUUUUUAGAAGUGACCAGAUUUGCAAAACAGUUUUUUUGAUUUUUAUAAUAGGCUGGUCUAGGCAUGAUAUUUAGAUAUACAGCUACUGUGCAAAGUAAAGUUACUCUGGAAAGAACAAGCAACUAUUUAAGAUGUUCCUAUUGAAGUUUUGUUUUAAGAUCCAGCUCAGAUUCUAUAUACUGCCUACGCAGUCAGUCUGUAGAUUGUUCUUACCUUUGUGUCUUUCCUUUCCUCGACAUGCAAAUAAAACAUAGUCAAAUCUUUUAUAACAACUGCCCUUCUUGCAUGCAGUAUUUUCUUUUUAAAUGUAGAAAUCUGAAUUGUAUCAUGCCAAACCUUUUUUUUUUUUUUUCUUUUUUUUGCCGUCUCGCUUGCCCGGGAACUAAUUGGGCUCGAGAUUCUAUUUGGUGGAACUGAUUAGCUUUGGUAAAACUACCUGCUGCUCCCCCGCACAGCUACUUUCUGCAUCUGAACGUCAGGAACAUACGAUUCUUUUACCGAGCUCUGAUUGGCUAGAGCUCUGUCUCCAUUCAGAGAUUAGUUUUUGCCAACAGCGUCUGAUUUGGGAUUUAGUACAGAAAUCAGGUUGGAUGCACUUCCUCCUAAACCACCAAAAUCGAUGACUUCAUUGUCUACAGAAGGAAGCAAAGAGAACACAACUUCUCUUCAGGAUGCCGAAUGGUACUGGGGAGACAUCUCAAGGGAAGAGGUAAAUGAUAAACUUCGUGAUAUGCCAGAUGGUACCUUCCUGGUUCGUAAUGCAUCUACCAAGGUGCAAGGCGAUUAUACUUUGACACUGCGGAAAGGGGGCAAUAACAAACUGAUAAAGAUUUAUCAUCAGGAUGGCAAAUAUGGUUUUUCUGAUCCAUUGACUUUUAACUCUGUCGUGGAGUUGAUAAACCAUUAUAGACAUGAAUCCCUGGCACAAUACAAUCCUAAACUGGAUGUGAAGUUGUUCUAUCCAGUGUCAAGAUACCAACAGGAUCAGCUAGUCAAAGAAGAUAACAUUGAUGCUGUUGGUAGGAAACUUCAAGAAUACCAUGGUCAGUUUCAGGAUAAAAGCAAAGAAUAUGACAAAUUGUAUGAAGAAUAUACAAAAACAUCACAGGAAAUUCAGAUGAAGAGAACGGCAAUUGAAGCCUUUAACGAGACUAUUAAAAUAUUUGAAGAACAGUGCCAUACACAAGAACGCUAUAGUAAAGAAUACAUGGAGCGUUUCAAUAGGGAGGGCAAUGAAAAGGAAAUGGAAAGGAUAAUAAUGAAUUCUGAGAAAUUAAAAUCUCGUUUGGGUGAGAUUCAUGACAGUAAAUUACGCCUGGAACAAGACUUUAAGAAACAAGCUUUAGACAAUAGAGAAAUAGACAAAAAAAUGAACAGUAUCAAGCCUGAUCUUCUUCAGCUGCGUAAAAUGAGAGAUCAAUACCUUGUAUGGCUCAAUCACAAAGGAGUGAGGCAAAAGCGAAUAAAUGACUGGCUGGGAAUCAAGAAUGAAAAUAUUGAUGAUAUUUAUUUUGUUAGUGAGGAGGAAGAGAACCUUCCACAUUAUGAUGAGAAAACCUGGUUCGUUGGUGAUCUCAACCGUAUACAAGCAGAAGAAUUACUCAGUGGAAAGCCAGAUGGAGCCUUUCUAAUUCGAGAAAGUAGCAAGAAGGGAUGCUAUGCCUGUUCUGUUGUGAUUGAUGGUGAUGUGAAGCACUGUGUCAUCUACAGUACAUCAAGGGGGUAUGGAUUUGCAGAGCCAUACAAUCUCUACAGUACACUAAAAGAGUUAGUCCUUCAUUACCAGCAUACAUCCCUUGUACAACAUAAUGAUUCGCUUAAUGUCAGGCUUGCUUAUCCAGUCUACGCACAGAUGCCCUCCCUCUGCAGAUAAACCAAUGGAAGGGGUUAAAGGCUCCUAUUUUGGAAAUUUUCUAAUGUUUUUAAUAGAACUAAGAGGGCAUUCUUUCUACUUAGACUGCUUGUUUUGCACAAGAAGUGAAUUUCUGAAUGUGAAUCAAAGAAGCCUAACAGCAGCAAGAUGGCAACUUAAGUGUAGGUGUCCUGGUGCUACCCAUGAUCAGAUGUGCUCUUACACAGGUCAUUUGUCAUGGGAAACAGAACCUGACAACUGGAAGAGAAUUUCACCAGGCUCCUGCAGUGGAUCCUAAACAUUUUUCAAUGCCUGUUUCAUUCUUGUAGAAAUUUAAAUCUGCUUAUUUCGGCAUUGGUAGUAUGUCUCAGUCUUCACUUAUCGAGGAGUAUGUGGAUAAAGAAACGACACCACUAUAGCUAUCUCUUCAUUUACCAUUAUAAAUGAUAAAAUUCAGCUGAAUUUCCAGUCCAGAGUUGUUUACUCUGUGGAAAUGGUAUCAUGUUGUUUGGUAAAACAAAAAGAAGACCAAAGGAUUCUUGGCAAAAAUUCACUUUGAUUUCCUGAAAGGGGGAAAAAAAACUACAAAGUUGCUUUAUUUUUUUCCAACAGUUAACAAAGUUUUGGCUUCCAUAGCACUACAACUUGCCACAUGAGGAAACCUUCGAUGUUUUUAACCAAAUUGAACCCACCAAAACUUUGUUCGUUGCUGGACUAAGCACUUGUGGGAAAUUGCAUUGGCAUCUGCACAUAUUUCUACACCAAAACUUGAAAGAAAAAAAAAAAAAACUAAAAACUUGUAUUGUUCGAUAACGGCACUAAUCUUGUCAAUUGCCGUUUUAAAAAAAAAUCUAGUCCCUUUUUUUUUUUAUGUAUAAUUUUUUUCCUCUAAUGUUUCUUGACACAACUUUUCCGAAGUUAAAUAAAAUGGACACUUUGCUUUGGAAUGUAAACUGAAAAUGAGCUGGUGCUCCAUUGCUUGUGGGCUUCUUUCCACAAGGAGGAAAAAAAAAAUGUUAAAUUGUCAUUUUGUGUUAAAAUGUCAUAAAUGUUGGAUGAAAUGGUGCAAACCAAUGCUUCUAGAUGGCUUGUUUUACCAAAAAAAGGGGCAUUGUACGUAACAUUCAUAACAAUCUCACACGUUUAUGUUUGAAUUUAAUUCAUACAGCUCUUUAAUUUUUACAUACAUAAAGUUGCACAUUUCUCAUCUGAAUGGACCUCCACGUGUAGUAUUUACCUGUGUACUACCACAACUUUUUGGAAGGAUAGCUCUUCAGAUUUCGAAUAGCAAAUUUUAACAUGGGUAGCUCCCAUAAGACCCGCAAUCAAGCAAUCCUUAUUCCAUCAGUGGACUGCUUGCUUUGUGUGUGUAAAUAUUAUUAUGUAUGAAUUUACUUGCAUGUGUACGUGCAGAGUUUAAUUGAUGUUUCAGCAAAACCGUACUUGUGUGUGUGUGUAUAUGCGGGGCCUAAUUUGAAAUUUCAGGGAAACAUUUGAUGUUUCUGGAUCGUUACCUUUUUGUCAAUAUGGCUAUCUUCUAUUAUAGAGCUCAAAGUCUUGGGUUGUAAUGGAUUUCAUAAAUAUCCAUUGUGCAUUGUAGGUUAUCCAGUAGGUUUUUGACUAUGCUUGCUGAUGAAACUCUCUGUAUAUAGCCUGAGUUAAAUGUAGUAGAAGUAUUACCUGGAGAUUUGAACUGUUCUCUGUGAAAUGUCCUUUUUGCAAAGAAACCAGCAAUUUUGACAAUAGUACAUCAGCCUUAUAACAAUGAUCAUCUCCAAACUUACCUCUGUGCUGCGGCAUCCACUGACAGUCUAUGAUCCAGAUUUCCUCCAACUCAUGCUCCUUGCACUCAGGACUGCCAUUGAUGCUCACUAUACAAAAGUUAGAGCAAGCAGCACACGCUGAAAUGCUUCUUGGCAUAGUUGACGGCUAAAUGCUUUUAACCACAUAGACCUACAGGAAACAAAUUUAGGAGGACAAAAUCUUUACUGUUAAUAGACUGUUGUUCCGCAGGGUUUGUAAGACAACCCUGUAAUUGAGGUACAUUACUUAGGGCAUUGUUUCUUUCUCUGUUUUCAGUUACCCUUUAAGCCAUUAGGUGUCUUCGCAAAAAAAAUAAUUAUAUAUAUAUAUAUAUAUAUAUAUAUAUAUAUAUAUAUAUAUAUAUAUAUAUAUAUAUAUAUACAUAUACACAUAUAUAGUAGCACAUAACAUCACAAUGUAACUGUACACACACACACUUGGCUCACCCCAUAAUAGACACACUAAACAGUGGUUGAAAUCUCUGGUCCAAGAAAUCCCUUUUAUAAAAGGCAGCUAACUUUUUUUUAUUUUAUUUUUUCUAUUGUCCCCCCUCUUAUUUAAACUACUCUGAUUUUGCUGUUUAAAGAACUUUUUCUUUUUUUAUCUGGUGGGCCACAUUUGCCAUAUGAUGUUUUUGGGUUAUUGUUGCAGAUUUGUGUAUUAACCUUAUCAAAAAAGAGAAACCAACCAUGUAAAAGCCAUCUAGAAGCAUUCAUCUUUGUUAAUGUGUCAUUGUUUUAAUGUGUUGAAGCUCCAUGUGUAAAUUAGGCUAGCUUUUCCUAAGUGCUCCUGUUGUGCAUUGUAUCUUCUCUUUUAGUGUUGCACUUGGUUUUGGCUUCUAAAGCUUCCAACAGUCCAUUUUGUACCCAUUUUAUACACAUGAAAGCCGUUGCACAUGUACUUUUCACAGUUUCUUGCACUCAUUCGGCACUUGGUACAAAAUGGGUAUAAGGCUUACCGUGUAUAGUAUAACCAAGCGUAAAUGCACUACAGGCUUGCCGGCAGUUAAACCAGCAUGAAUUGCCGGAAGUAGAACCUGAGGGACUAUGGGCUUUGUAUGAAUGAGGAAAAGGUUUGCACUGAAGAAAGGAAAGGGGUGGUUUUUGUUUUCUUUACUUUUGCAUUUCGGAACAGUUAUGGGUUUGGUAUUAAAACAUCAUUUAUUUUCAGAAAGACAUAUAUUAACGCUUAAGUUAUUCUCUGACUACAGCUGACAGAUGAUGAUCUCAGCUGGCCAUCCUAUUAAAUAAAUAUAAUAUAUGUUUUAGAAAAUGGUCCACUGUGGUUAGAUAAGGCUAUAAGUGAACAUAAUACAAUAUAUCCCAAACUUAUUCUAGAAGAUUUAAUGACCAUAUCUUAUACCAUGCAAAGCAGCGUGGCUGGAUAGUGAUGUAUCUUAUAACUUUUCAAAAAGUAUGACUGCCGAUGUCAGUGGAGCAAAGAAUGGACAUGUUGCAUACUAAACUGUCUUCUUUCUUACAAUGAAAUUAUGUUUGGAAAGUUGGCAGGUUGUCAUUGAAAUAUAUGUGCAAUAUAUAAAUAUGCUAUUUCAUUUUUCCUGGUUGGCCACCUGUUUUAGCUUUCAAGCUUUUCUAAUGUAACUUUCUAGCAAGGGGUAUCAGGAAAAUCACUUAUAUAUGCCUUUUUCUUCCAUUGGUGUCUGAGUGUGGGAGAUGGUACGUCAGUAUUAUAUUUUGUUUUGUUUCUUCAUUUUCAAAUCAUUUUAAUCCUUUCCUACACAGGGAAAGCAGUAUAAUUUUGUGAUAGAUUGCCGACCUAUCCCAACGCCUUCAGUAACACAGAGGAAUGCAUUUUAUGUUGCGGGCUCUCUGGUACCAAAGGUGCUCACAAUCUAAAUUAUGCAGCCUUACACUGCAAAUCAUCUUUCACAGUACUCAUAACUGUUAGAUGUUCUUCCCUUUUAUAAGGGCAAAUAAAGUUGCAGCAGGAGGUUUUUGUGGGAAGUACUAAAAUAUUAUACUUAAACUUGAGUACCUGCCUUUCUCCCCUAUUUUGCCAUUUUAGACUAAGUAAAUCCAGAUCUGUCCUUUACCAACUCUGCUCAUGGAAGAGCAUUGCGUUUAAUGUAGUGUUCUUUUUUGGGGGGGGGGGGGCAGCACUUUUCAAAUAAUUAUAGUCAAAUACAAUUCUUUCCUAUGCCUGUUGGAGUUCAGUGAACAGAGCUAUAUACUAACCAACAUAGGAAAGAAUUGCAUUCAACUUCCAAGAGCAGUCUAUUCAUCUGUUUUGAUAAAUGUUUUAAUUUAUUAAACACUUUUUUCAGACUGCCAGGACGGAAAUUUUGUUUUUUCCAGAAUGGGAUGCAGACUAGCAUAGCAUUUUUAGAGGGGGAAGGAUUCAUCUGAAGUACAUUACUUCAUUAGCAUUUGUGGCUACUGUGGAAAGUGACUUCUGUUUGUGUAACUAGAUGCUAUAAACAUUCAGAGCAGGUAGAUCUUAACGUGACCUGUGAUUUGAUGUAAAAUUUUCUGUACAUUCGUUACGAAGUAUAAGUUUUCAGCUUUUGGUCAUUUUAAUAUCUAUAUAAGCAAGUCAGUCUCUUAAUCAAAUGUUGUGUACACACUACAUGAAAAUGUCUCAUGUAAUAUCUUAAGCAGCAAUCUGAUUUUUAUUUAUUUAUAUUUUUUUUUUUGUUUCCUUUCAAGAUAAUAAAUGAAAGUGUCUUGGUACUUGAACAUUUUUGUGUGAAGACCUGUUUUUAUAGGAUGUUGGGACUUGCAAUUGAAACUGCUUUUGUACGUUUUGCUGUAUUUCUGCACUUGUAUAGCAGAAUCCUUUCAGGGGAAAAUAGUUCUAGGAAUUUUAAUUUUUGUAUUGAACUGUUAAGAUUUUUUUUUUUUUUUUUUUUUCAUUGGUGGCUUUUAAGCGUAACAUUAGAGAACCACAUUUUUACCAUGUCUCAUGGUCUGUGUGCGUAUUGCUUUUGGUGAUACAAGAUUCUUUGAGCAGUACUUUCUCUACUAAAUUCUGUCAUGGAGUCGGUGCCACGAUGCUAUAUCAUUGCCAUCUUUUUUUUUUUUUUUUUUUUUUUUUUUUACCAAUUCUUAAAUAGAUGAUACUGCCAUAAACAGCCAAAAUGUGAUAUGCAAUUUCUAAGUGAAAAUAUCUCGUAAAUGUUUAUUUAAAAGAUCAUUCAGCCUUCCCGCUGUGCUGUAGAAGACACCUCGGUAACAGAGUAUCUAUCCUUUAGACACUCCUACCCAAUAUUUUACAUAUGCAGCUAUAAUUAAGAGCUUCUUGUAUUUUAUCGUUUUAUUUGGCCAGUUAUAUCCUGGUUGCAUCAGGACAGCUUUCCAUAAAUUAAACUUUCGAAUAAACUAAUGGUAAUAAUUAAUUCUAUAGUUAAGAAACUAUCAAAAAAUAGAAAUGCCUUGUAAGUUGUUAGAAUAUCCAAAUUCACCAUCUACAUCAUAAAAUAAGUUCAUUUUAAGGUGAACUACCCCUUUAGCCUGCAGACAAUCUUAAUAGCUUGAGCAAUUUUACCAGCAAAGGUCUAUCACAGUUUCUGCAUAUAAUUAUUACUCAAGAGUUUUACAUACCUUGGUAUAACACUGUUAAACCACUAGUUCUCCACUUCCAUAAUUCAGUGAAGAGAAAGUUCCAAUGGCUGUUGGUACUGAAGCAGUACCUGUCAGGCCACCUUCCAUGAUGUCCAUACAUGGGCCUUCAGGGGCAGGGGCAUUUUGAUUGGCUGCUUGAAAGCUGAAUUUGUUAUUCACUCUGGUUACCUAUAGUGGGCUAAUGGUCAUUUCCUAUUAGUGAGUCAUUGGGUUUUAGACAACCUGCACCAACCUCAUUUAUCUACCCAGUCUUAAUAUCUUUGGAUACACCCUCAUCUGAAGGUUGGCGUUUAUAGCUUACCUUAAAGCUUUUGUUCAACCUAAACACGCUUUAACAUUUUUUUAGUCUUCCACAAAAAGAUAACUUAAAUGAGGAGCAUUUUUUUGUCCAAAAAUCCCCAUUAUAAUACAUAUUUUAAUAUGCAUUCACCAAAUUGCUAUAAAAAGGAAGAGGAACCUUGUUAUUUAGGGGGAAACCAUUUGAACUGAACUUCACUUCCAUAUAUUUCACUAGCUCAUAAUAUAAUUUACCUACAUUUCUGGAAGCUAGCAUAUUGCCUUAGUAGAGCCACAACACCAUUUGGCUUUGCUGCCUUGAUGUGUUAUCUUGCAGAUAUUCAGAGAAAUAGUUUUUUUUGUUUGGUAGGAUUUUGCAAAAUGUGAAUAUCCCCUUUAAGCCUCUCUGCAAUAUUUAACAAACCCCACUUUUCUUUCAAGAAAUACUCUGUUAACCCUGUAAUAGUAGAACAUUUGUUAGCUGAAUAGGUCAGGUAGGUGUGGAACAAGAAAUUAUCAAUUUCUAUUCCCUUUAGUUUUCAGACCUAAAUGCAUAAUAUGUUGCAUUAUGUAAAUAUUGACAUAUAUUCUCUUGGCUAUUGCAAAUUGAGACCCCCCCCCCCCAAAUUGAAUCUUUGCUUAAGUAUUGGCCGCAUACUUUUAGUAAUUUAAUAAUAUACUGAUCUGUCUUGUUCAGCAUUAUCCUCUUCAGUAGGCUGCAGAUAUUUUUGCAAGAAAUGCAUAGACAAUAAAGGCUGUAUUAAAGUUGGGGUCUUGUCUUCUUGAUUCACAAACUAGUAUAUAAAAUAACAAUCCCAUGGACCAUCAAAUACAUUUCCCCAUAUAUUUCUUUCCAAGUUCCCUGGCUAGGGUGGCAAAGAAACAUUAUUCUGAAAUGAACUCUUAAAGGGCUCUUCUUCCCUUGUGUUUUUUUAUUUGUUUUGUUUUUAACGCAAUGCCGCUUUUAAAAUGCCAUCUUACCUGUGCUAAGGAGGCAAAUAAAUGCAUUACAUUUCAGCUUGCACUCACUUUAUGUAUUAAGAAGAAGCUAUGUUUAAUUCCUUGAGGAUCUCAAGAAAUUGAUUUGAAAUGUUUGGGUUUUUUAUGUUUUAAUAGACUUAGAUUUUUUUUUUAACGAGUUUCAUUCUGACCUUGUUUUGUACUCUGCGGGACAGAAAGAAUUUGAAUAGGUACAAGAUAUGUGUUUUAUCAGGAGGUAUAUGCAAACCAAUUGAGUUAAUAGGAUUUAAUUCUAAUUACCACGUAGGAUUCUGUAACCUUUGUGCACAUCAACUUCCUAGCUACUCUACUGAGGCUGGCCUUUUUCUGAAUUGAUGUGCAGGUAUUCACUUUUUUUCCCCUUUACUUGCUUUAUAAAGGGCAAGUGGUUCAGCUACUUUUCAGAGGAACAAACUUAUUUUACUUUUUCUUACACAUUUAAAAUGUUCCGCUUGUUGCUACAGUACUAAUCAGUUUGGUUCUCCCAAGAUAACAUGAAUUUCUUUUGUCUUUUGGUUCUUCAGAAUUUCAGCAUGUAACUUUGGUACUUUGACUGUUGUUAAUGUAAAACAUGUUCUGUCUUCUUAUGGUAUCAUGAGAAAUCCAUGUAGCUAGAUUCAGUGGUUUCACAACAAAACCGAGCUGUACGUGUAGUGUUUUUCAGAUGAAUCAUACUGUAGACCGUAGACAGAUUUAUGACAUUGUAGAAUGCUUGUCACCAGCUGCUCUUGACAUCGACUACAUAUUUGUGAGAAGUUAAGUACGAUGCAAUAAUAAGUGAAACAAUGCAAUAAUGCACAUUUUAUUCUGCUCUUUAAUAUGAACAUUUAAACAUCUUGUAAGAGGAGUGCAACAACCCAAUAUCCUUUUGUUUCCCAUAACAAAGAUUUGGGUGAGAAGUCUUUCAGAAAAUGUAAUUUUGGUCCCAUCAAGUUGUCGCCAUACAAAAACUUCUGAAAUUCUGAUGUAACUAGAAGUAACUUUCGGUCCAGAUUAACAUUACCCCUCAUUUCUUUUUGGCCAUAUUUGCAAGAUUGUUUCACACUUCAAAUAAAACUCAAACAGGAGAGUGGGCCAGUCUAAUUAAGGACUAUGUUUUUCACACAAAAUUCAUGGCACACACCCACUAUUUGCUGUGUGCUCUGGUCAAGCAUUCUCCUGAUUAUGACUUGCUGUGGCAUUGGCAACAUUAAGCUAUAAAUUGUAGUCCACUCAAGCCUUCAUUCUGUUAUUUCAAGUUCUGUUCUCAGAAAAAAGGCCCAUUUUCACACACUAAGCAAUAUUAUACUUGAUAUGGUUUGCAUAGCUGAAUCCUUUUUAAACAUUUUUUUAAAGGCACACUUACCUUAAAAAAAAAAUAUAAAUAUAUAUAUAUUUAUAUUGUUUUCUUUAUUGUGACUAUGCAUGUUCUCACUGUAUACAUGUUAAUUGUGUCUUUUGACUGUGACCUGUUACGGAACAAAUACCCCAUGGUAUUCUACCUUGAGAGUGCCACAUCAAAUGCAAACUAAUCCAGCCAAUAAGCCCUGCAGGACUAGUUCAGUGCUAUUUUCCAUACAUGGCUCUCCUUAUAUCCAGCCUUUGGAUGCACCUUUUUCAAGUGCAUAAGAAAUAUUAAGAUUGUACAAAAUUGUACAAUCAUGCGUUGUAUAACAUAGAAAAAUGGUCAGUGUGCCUUUAACAGUCAUAGUUUACAACAUGUCAUUGGCUACGAUUCCUUAACGUUGACAAAACGUAUCUUUAGCAUUUUGUACUAACUCUGAGGUUGAUGAAUGAGCAGCAGGAAAGUAACUAAAUCAGCCUUCUGAUCUUGGUUACUACUUCUGUAUUCUGAGACCACUACUCAGGAUAUUACCAUUACACUACGCUAGAGGACCUAUGGGUUAUUGUAUUUGACCCUUACACAUACAGGCAGUGUUGGGCCUGCUGCGUCUUUGCACAUAAGACUUGAAAUGCUUGCUUUUUCUGAGUCCGUGUAAUGCAGCUGGUGACAAGUAGCAUUUCUCUUAUUUUGUUUUCUCCAGCUUCUCUCAGUAUUUUGCUUUUGGUUUAGUACCAUGGUGCACCAUUGUUACAAGUACAGUUGCAUCUAAUUGUUCAGUACUCUGUAUCGGCUGUGUUGUACCUCCACGUCCCGUGGGGGCAGAUUUGUGUACAGCAUUUACAUUGCUCCAUGAUACUUAUCUGUCUUGCAGAAUAAAAAAAAAUAUUUUCUUGA
Xenopus laevis (African clawed frog) is the source of this 13508-nucleotide messenger RNA. It is a transcript of the gene pik3r3.L, whose product is annotated as phosphoinositide-3-kinase regulatory subunit 3 L homeolog. Bases 3399 to 4652 code for a protein of 417 amino acids. NCBI's taxonomy places the organism in Eukaryota, Metazoa, Chordata, Amphibia, Anura, Pipidae. Gene Ontology annotation, cellular component: phosphatidylinositol 3-kinase complex. The record is from RefSeq and is a predicted model, not a curated record. The transcript is spliced from 10 exons. Gene Ontology annotation, molecular function: 1-phosphatidylinositol-3-kinase regulator activity. Gene Ontology annotation, biological process: phosphatidylinositol phosphate biosynthetic process; insulin receptor signaling pathway.